UCAUGCUGCUGCCAGGUCCAGAGUCUCUCAUGGGUCCCUGUACGGCCUCCCAUUGCUGCUGUCUCCAUCGCCACACUCUGCCAUGUGCCACUUUCAGGUCUCCUCACACUGCUGGUGUGUUCCAUUUUUUGUCAUAGGGUGCUGGCAGAUUACGGGCCUCCCAUAGCUGCUGCCAGGCCCCUAAUCUGCCAUGGGCCCCUAUACCGCCUCCUCAUGCUGCUGCCAAGUCCAGAGUCUCUCAUGGGUCCCUGUACGGCCUCCCAUUGCUGCUGUCUCCAUCGCCACACUCUGCCAUGUGCCACUUUCAGGUCUCCUCACACUGCUGGUGUGUUGAAAUUUUUUGAC
This is a messenger RNA of Staurois parvus, 345 nucleotides long. The record is from the annotation of a GenBank genome assembly. Lineage: Eukaryota; Metazoa; Chordata; Amphibia; Anura; Ranidae.